CCCCAUCAGAAUUUGAGCAUCAAUACAAGCUGCUUCAUCUACGAGAAGACAUCUUGUGUCUUUCUUGCCAUAUGCGGACGUAAAAUUAAGUUCUCUCUCGAAAUGGCUGUUUUGAAAUUACUGGCCAUCGUCGCGAUGGUCCUCGGUUGCCUGUGUACGACCAUGGGAGAUGAUCCCGAGUUUGUGUACCCUGACGACUGGAAUGAUCCCAACCGAGAUGCCUUCCUCUACGGGACCUUUCCGGAUGAUUUCAUAUUCAGUUCGGCAACAUCCGCUUACCAAAUUGAAGGAGGUUGGAAUGCCGAUGGAAAGGGGGAAAGCAUCUGGGAUAACUUUACUCACGAAGGAGGGCAUGUUAAUCACAAUGAUAAUGGCGAUGUUGCUUGUGACAGUUACAACAACUACAAGGAAGAUGUUGCUUUAAUGGCUGCCAUGGGUUUGAAAUAUUACCGGUUUUCAAUUGCUUGGUCUCGAAUCCUUCCUCAAGGCACCAUCAACAACAUCAAUGAGGCAGGUAUAAACUAUUAUCAGGACCUGAUCGACGAGUUGGCUUUGAACGGUAUCAAGCCAAUGAUCACCCUCUACCACUGGGACCUUCCGCAAGCUCUGCAAGACGUCGGUGGUUGGGACAACCCUGAUAUCGUGCAACACUUCAAGAACUAUGCCGAGCUCUGCUUUCAAAGAUUCGGGGAUCGAGUCCCUCUGUGGAUCACAUUCAAUGAACCUUGGAUCGUGUCUCUGUUUGGGUAUGGUACCGGAGCAUUCGCCCCAGGGCUUUCAGAGAUCGCAUACACUCCGUACAGAGUCACGCACAACAUCAUAAAGUCACAUGCUGCAGCUUACCAUGCCUACAACGACAUCUACAAACCUUUUCAGAAUGGACAAGUAGGUAUCACGUUGAACUCUGAUUGGUCAGAGCCAUGGGAUAGGAAUAACCAGACCAGUCUUGAUGCAUCCGAUCGAGCUCUUCAGUUCAACCUUGGUUGGUUCGCCCAUCCAAUCUUCAAAGGUGACUACCCUGAGAUCAUGAAGACCAAGAUCGCCAAAAAGAGCGCUGCCCAAGGAUUGAAUGAAUCCCGAUUACCUGCAUUCACCCAAGAGGAGAUUGACUACAUCAAAGGCACUGGUGACUUCUUUGGCAUCAAUACCUACACGACCAACCAAGUAGUGGCCAACGUAGAAGACCUAUCUAACCCUCCCAGCUACUGGAAGGAUUCUGACAUCAUCACUUGGCAAGAAGGUUUCUGGCCUGGCUCUGGGUCUAGCUGGUUGAGAAUAGUUCCAUGGGGCAUCCGCAGGCUCAUUAAGUGGAUUGAUGAUGAAUACAAUGUACCCAUCUACGUUACAGAAAAUGGCGUCUCGACAGGAGACAAGUAUGAGCUUAACGACGUCAUUAGACAGAAAUAUUACCGAGCAUACAUCAAUGAGGUUUUAAAAGCUAUUGUUCUGGAUGGUUCAAAUGUCAAAGGGUACACCGCAUGGUCAUUAAUGGAUAAUUUCGAAUGGGCAGCAGGAUACAACGAGCGAUUUGGUCUCCAUUUUGUCGACUUCACCGUCCCCGAGCGAACCCGAAUACCAAAAGCAUCUGUUGGAGUCAUAUCAGAAAUCAUCAAGAACAAUGGCUUCGUCAAAAGUAGCGACGACGGGAACAAUGCCCAUCAUGUGACGUCGUACGGUCUUGCCUUCACGUGUCUCAUUGUUCUCACGUCCUACAUUUUAAGUAUUUAAUUUCAUGUUAAACACUCCUAUUUAAAUUAUGAAG
Messenger RNA from Lytechinus variegatus (green sea urchin), 1762 nucleotides. Its product is annotated as lactase-phlorizin hydrolase-like. Lineage: Eukaryota; Metazoa; Echinodermata; Echinoidea; Temnopleuroida; Toxopneustidae. Bases 103 to 1728 code for a protein of 541 amino acids. The transcript is spliced from 4 exons. Gene Ontology annotation, molecular function: hydrolase activity, hydrolyzing O-glycosyl compounds. Gene Ontology annotation, biological process: carbohydrate metabolic process. The record is from RefSeq and is a predicted model, not a curated record.